Molecule: messenger RNA, 2359 nt
Organism: Danio aesculapii
Lineage: Eukaryota; Metazoa; Chordata; Actinopteri; Cypriniformes; Danionidae
Gene: sf3a3
Product: splicing factor 3a, subunit 3
Exons: 17
Coding region: 106-1611 (501 amino acids)
Biological process (GO): mRNA splicing, via spliceosome
Cellular component (GO): spliceosomal complex; nucleus
Molecular function (GO): zinc ion binding; RNA binding
Source: RefSeq, a predicted model, not a curated record
CGAGUCAAAUAAACGCGGAACCGGCUUCCCGUGCAUGACACGCGCGUAAGAAGCUAAACUAAACAUUCUUUGAAUAAACAACGUAUCUCAAAUUAAUAAAACACAAUGGAAACGAUUUUAGAGCAACAACGUCGAUACCAUGAGGAGAAAGAGAGGCUUAUGGACGCUAAAACAAAGGAGAUGCUGACGAAAAAAACUACGCUGAGAGACCAGAUCAACUCAGAUCACAGAGUGAGAGCUAUGCUGGAUAGAUACAUGGAAGUGAGUGCAAACCUCAGAGACUUGUAUGAAGACAAAGAUGGUAUGAGGAAGGAUGAGCUGAAUGCAAUAUCAGGACCAAACGAGUUUGCAGAAUUCUAUAAUCGACUCAAGCUGAUCAAGGAAUUUCACAGAAAGCAUCCUAAUGAGAUCUGUGUGCCCAUGUCUGUGGAGUUUGAAGAGCUCAUGAAAGCCAAAGACAACCCUAGCGAGGAGGCACAAAACUUGGUGGAGUUCACUGAUGAAGAGGGUUAUGGGCGAUACCUGGAUCUCCAUGACUGCUACCUAAAAUAUAUUAAUCUAAAAGGAGUAGAGAAACUGGAGUAUGUUACCUAUCUGUCAACAUUCGAUCAGCUCUUUGACAUCUCUAAAGACAGGAAGAAUGCUGAAUAUAAGAAGUAUCUGGAGAUGUUGUUGGAAUACCUGCAGGAAUACACAGAUCGUGUCAAGCCUUUGCUGGAUCAGAAUGAGCUCUAUGGAAAGAUUUUGGCAGAGUUUGAGAAGAAAUGGGAGACUGGAAUGUUUCCUGGCUGGCCGAAAGAGACAAGUAGCGCACUGACUCAUGCUGGAGCCCAUUUGGAUCUUUCUGCAUUCUCUUCCUGGGAGGAGCUGGCGUCUCUGGGUCUGGACAGGUUGAAGUCUGCUCUCAUGGCUUUAGGCCUUAAAUGUGGAGGUACAUUAGAAGAGAGAGCACAGCGUCUGUUCAGCACCAAAGGCAAAUCUCUGGAGUCUCUAGAUCCCUCUCUGUUUGCUAAAAACCCAAAAGCCAAGGGACCGAAAAAAGACUCAGAACGCAACAAGGAAUCAGCUUUUCUUGAAGCUCAGAUUUAUGAAUAUGUGGAGAUUUUGGGGGAGCAAAGGCAGCUGACCCAUGAGAACGUACAGCGGAAGCAGGCACGUACAGGUGAGGAACGUGAUGAAGAGGAUGAAGAGCAGCCCAGUGAGAGCGAGAGUGAAGAUGAAGAUAAUGAGAUCAUAUACAACCCCAAAAACUUACCACUUGGAUGGGAUGGAAAGCCGAUUCCAUACUGGCUCUACAAGUUGCAUGGUCUGAACAUUAAUUACAACUGUGAAAUCUGUGGGAAUUACACCUACAGAGGACCCAAAGCCUUUCAGAGACACUUUGCAGAGUGGCGUCAUGCUCAUGGUAUGCGCUGUUUGGGCAUUCCUAAUACAGCCCACUUUGCCAAUGUCACCCAAAUUGAGGAUGCAGUAUCCUUGUGGUCAAAACUGAAGUCACAGAAAGCAUUGGAGCGAUGGCAGCCUGACACAGAGGAGGAGUAUGAAGACUCCAGUGGAAAUGUUGUCAACAAGAAGACUUAUGAGGAUUUGAAACGACAGGGACUGCUGUAGAGUCCUUAACAAUGUACACAUGGAAUUUGCGCAAUGUAAAUACUGAAGCACAAACGUUUCUUUAAGGCAUUGGGAAUAGAGCGGUGCAGAAAUAUUAAUAAAACCUGGAGGAAUGAUUAAUUGUGUGUUCCUACGGGUUUCUAGAAUGGAGUUUAUCAGAUAAUGUCUGUAGUAAGCAAAAUGUGAUGAUACUUUAGUGUUUUGCUCUGCAGUGUGAAUUAGACACACCCGUGUCAAACGCUUAUCUUAACGCUGUUCUCUAUCUUUUAUAAAAGAACAUUUGUUUCUAAUAAGUAACUUUAAAGUUUGGGCUUGGGUUUGAGUAGUUUGCAUUGUAAAACAAAAUGUUAAAAUAUUAUUGAAUAUUUUACCACAGGACUUUUUUUUACUGAUAAAUUGCCUAUAGUGAUCUUGUAAGAACCCAUUGAAUUAUUAAUUGAGUUCUAAUGUCAUUUCUGCAUCACUGUAACAUUCUAAGAUUUGUUCCUGUAGUUUGUGUGAAAUGUGAUUUAUCUUUUUAAUCUGUUUGUACAUUAUUAUUGUUGGGUUAUGUCACAUUUUCUUUUGGCCUCAUGCAUUAGACAGAUACUUUUGUUAUUCAAUAAAUUUUAGUAAAUGAAAAGUGUAUUCAUGAAACAUGUUUACAUUUUUUUUUAUUCAAUACAGUCAAGAGGUUUUCUUAAACCUGCUGCAAAGUUGUAUCAAAUGAUGAAUUGGUUUGACCUUAUUCAGUAAACAUGUCACUGUA